GCUUCCCUCUCCCUCUCUCGAUUCCAGGCGGUAGGAGGAGCUCGCGCCCCCCAAUUGUUCCAGAUCCGGGACUUCAGGCGCCUCUGCCCCUGCGCUGAGGGCAUCGCGGCGCGGUCCUCGGGGAGCGUUGAGAGAGAGCGGCGCUUCUGGCUUCCCCCCUUUUGGCGCGAGCGGAAGAAAGACGCCGCCGCCGCCUCAGGUUCCCGAGCCUGCCGCCGGCUCCAAGGGAUGGAGGCGCCGGCGUCGGCGUGGUGGGCCGGGGUCUGCCUUUGCCCGGGCCGGCGGCAGCGGCGGCGCAGCGGUCUCAGCAACAGCGGUGGGCACUGAGUGAGGCGCAGCCGCAGCGGCGUGGGGCGCGCGCGUCAGGGGCGCAAGGCUGGCUGUCGGGGCGCGCGCGCGGGAAGGGUGGGCGCGCGGCCUCCUUCUGGACCGGGCCUGGGCGGCGCUGCGGGACUCCAUCCUCAGAGGUGCUGAAUUCUGAAUAUUGAACAAAAGUGUCGUGCUUGGAUUAGCCCAGUCGGUUCCCUCCCUUUUGCAUUAAAGUGACUGUCUCCUGGAGGAUUAUUGGCAGAGAGAAAUCUUUUGGAAACAUUCCCUCCUGAACCGCCUUGAAGUUUUAUCCACAGUCAUGUGGUCACUACAGCUGCUGUUCUUCACAGUGUUCUUGGCAUCCGCUGUCCAUUCUUUUAGCCGUGCCCCUGUUCCGAUGGCUGUGGUCCGGAGAGAACUGUCCUGUGAAAGCUACCCCAUAGAAUUGCGCUGCCCAGGAACAGAUGUUAUCAUGAUUGAAAGUGCCAACUAUGGCAGGACAGAUGAUAAAAUCUGUGACUCUGAUCCUGCUCAGAUGGAGAAUAUCCGCUGCUAUCUGCCAGAUGCCUAUAAGAUUAUGACUCAAAGGUGCAGCAACCGGACACAGUGUGCAGUGGUAGCAGGCCCAGAUGUUUUUCCUGACCCUUGUCCAGGGACAUACAAGUACUUAGAAGUGCAAUAUGAAUGUGUCCCUUACAAAGUGGAACAAAAAGUUUUUCUUUGCCCUGGACUACUAAAAGGAGUAUAUCAAAGUGAACAUUUAUUUGAGUCCGACCAUCAGUCAGGAGCCUGGUGUAAGGAUCCCCUGCAGGCUUCUGACAAGAUCUACUACAUGCCGUGGACUCCCUACAGAACGGAUACCCUGACGGAGUACUCUUCCAAAGAUGAUUUCAUAGCUGGAAGACCAACCACAACAUACAAGCUGCCACACCGGGUAGAUGGUACAGGGUUUGUGGUGUAUGAUGGGGCUUUGUUUUUCAACAAAGAACGGACAAGGAAUAUUGUCAAAUUCGAUCUACGGACGAGAAUAAAAAGCGGGGAAGCUAUCAUUGCCAAUGCCAACUACCAUGACACUUCCCCUUACAGGUGGGGAGGCAAAACUGAUAUAGACCUCGCUGUGGACGAGAAUGGCCUUUGGGUAAUCUAUGCAACAGAACAAAACAAUGGUAAAAUUGUAAUCAGCCAACUGAAUCCUUACACCUUGCGGAUUGAAGGCACAUGGGAUACAUCUUAUGACAAGAGGUCGGCUUCCAAUGCAUUCAUGGUCUGUGGCAUUUUAUACGUGGUGAAAUCUGUCUAUGAGGAUGAUGAUAAUGAAGCAACGGGAAAUAAAAUAGACUACAUUUACAACACUGACCAAAGCAAGGAGAGUGUGGUGGAUGUCCCUUUCCCAAACUCAUAUCAGUAUAUUGCUGCUGUGGAUUACAAUCCAAGGGACAACCUUCUUUAUGUAUGGAACAACUAUCAUGUCGUUAAAUAUUCUCUGGAUUUCGGACCUCUGGACAGCAGAACAGGACAGAUACAUCAUGGUCAAGUUUCUUACCUUGUUCCUCCAAUUCAUCUGGACUCUGAUCUUGAGAGACAAUCAUUUAAAGCAUCAACAUCUGGAGCAAUGGGUCUAGGUGGGACUACGACAAGCACCACAGCACGCAUUAUUACCAGCAGUACUACACACAUGACCACCACACCAGCUUUGAGCAGAAGGAACAGGAGCACAAUUACACCUUCUCCAGCUCUGGAUGUCCCCAAUGAACUGAUCACAUACCUACCACCUGCAUCUUCUCAGCUGCCUGCAAUAGGAGCAGAGAGCUGUGAGACCAUGGAAGCCCGUGAGAUCAUGUGGUUUAAGACUCGACAAGGACAGGUAGCUAAGCAGCCAUGCCCCAGAGGAACCGUAGGUGUUUCAACAUUUCUCUGCCUUGCUCCUGGUGGUGUGUGGGAUCCCCAAGGGCCGGACUUGAGCAACUGUUCCUCACUUUGGGUCAAUCAUAUUACACAGAAGUUGAAAUCUGGAGAGACAGCUGCCAAUGUUGCUAGAGAACUAGCUGAGCAAACAAAAACCCAUCUGAAUGCUGGUGACAUCACUUAUUCCGUUCGUGCCAUGGAUCAGUUGGUGGGUCUAUUGGAUGUGCAGCUCCGAAACCUGACACCUGGCGGAAAAGAUAGUGCUGCGCGUAGCUUAAACAAGCUUCAGAAACGGGAACGCUCCUGCAGAGCCUAUGUCCAGGCUAUGGUUGAAACGGUCAAUAACCUCCUUCAGCCACAGGCUUUGAAUGCCUGGCGGGAUCUACCUGCAAGUGAUCAGUUGCGUGCAGCAACCAUGUUACUGGACACAGUGGAAGAAAGUGCCUUUGUGCUGGCUGACAACCUUCUCAAGACUGAUAUUGUGAGGGAGAGUACUGACAAUAUUCAGCUGGAAGUAGCAAGAUUAAGUACCGAAGGAAACUUGGAAGGCCUGAAGUUUCCACAGAAUACAGUCUAUGGUAGUACUAUCCAGCUGUCAGCAAACACAUUGAAACAGAAUGGUCGAAAUGGUGAAAUCCGAGUGGCCUUUGUCCUGUACAACAACCUGGGCCCCUACCUGUCCACAGAGAACGCCACCAUGAAAUUGGGGAUGGAAGCAAUGUCAACAAAUCAUUCUUUAAUAGUCAAUUCUCCGAUUAUCACAGCAGCAAUAAACAAAGAAUUCAGCAAUAAGAUUUAUUUGGCUGAUCCUGUGGUGUUCACUGUCAGGCACAUUAAGCAGUCAGAGGAAUAUUUCAACCCCAACUGUUCAUUCUGGAGCUAUUCUAAACGCACAAUGACAGGGUAUUGGUCAACUCAAGGAUGUCGUCUACUGGUGACAAACAAGACACACACCUCAUGUUCCUGUAAUCACCUAACCAACUUCGCUGUCCUGAUGGCCCAUGUGGAAGUGAAGCAUGGUGAUGCAGUCCGCGACCCACUCCUGGAUGUCAUUACCUGGGUCGGCAUUCUCCUGUCCAUUGUCUGCCUCCUGUUCUGUAUCUUUACCUUCUGCUUCUUUCGUGGGCUCCAGAGUGACAGAAACACUAUCCAUAAAAACUUGUGUAUCAGCCUGUUUGUGGCAGAGCUUCUUUUCCUCAUUGGGAUCGACAGGGCUGACCAGCCGAUAGCCUGUGCUGUAUUUGCUGCCCUCUUGCACUUCUUCUUCCUUUCUGCGUUCACGUGGAUGUUUCUGGAGGGAGUACAGCUCUACAUCAUGUUGGUGGAGGUCUUUGAAAGUGAACAUUCACGGAGAAAAUACUUCUACUUGGUUGGCUAUGGCAUGCCUGCCCUGAUUGUGGCUGUUUCAGCAGCAGUGGACUACAGAAGUUACGGCACAGGAAAAGUAUGUUGGCUUCGACCUGACACUUACUUCAUCUGGAGCUUUAUAGGACCAGCAACCUUGAUAAUUAUGCUUAAUGUAAUCUUCCUUGGAAUUGCUCUUUAUAAAAUGUUUCAUCAUACUGCCAUAUUGAAACCUGAAUCUGGGUGCCUCGACAAUAUCAACUUUGAGGAUAACAGACCCUUCAUCAAAUCCUGGGUUAUUGGUGCAAUAGCUCUGCUCUGUCUAUUAGGACUGACCUGGGCCUUUGGACUCAUGUAUAUUAAUGAAUGCACAGACAUCAUGGCAUACCUCUUCACCGUUUUCAAUUCCCUACAGGGAAUGUUUAUAUUCAUUUUCCACUGUGUUCUACAGAAAAAGGUACGUAAAGAAUACGGGAAAUGCCUGCGUACACACUGCUGUAGCGGGAAAAGUACAGAGAGCUCCAUUGGCUCAGGCAAAACCUCUGGAUCCCGAACUCCAGGACGAUAUUCCACAGGAUCACAGAGCCGAAUUCGCAGGAUGUGGAAUGACACUGUUCGAAAGCAGUCAGAGUCCUCCUUCAUCACUGGUGAUAUAAACAGUUCUGCAUCACUUAACAGAGGAGCCAUGGCUAACCAUCUUAUAACCAAUGCUCUUCUUCGUCCUCAUGGCACUAACAACCCUUAUAACACAUUGCUCGGGGAAUCGGCCGUCUAUAACAACCCUUCCGUCAGCAUGUACAACACGCCAGAGCCCUACAGAGAGACAAAGGGGCUUCUGAACAAUGCCAGGGAUACAAGUGUCAUGGAUACUCUACCACUGAAUGGUAACCACGGCAAUAGCUACAGUAUUGCCAGCAGUGAGUACCUGAGCAACUGUGUGCAGAUCAUUGACCAUAGUUAUAACCAGAGUGAGACUGCCUUAGAGAAAAAGAUUCUGAAAGAACUCACCUCCAACUAUAUCCCUUCCUAUCUGAACAACCACGAGUGCGCCAAUGAGCAGAGUAGGAAUCUGAUGAACACGUUUGUCAACAAUCUAGGCAGUGGGAAUGAGGAUGAUGCCAUUGUUCUUGACGAUGUCAGCUCAUUCAACCAAGAAGAGACCAUGGGCUUGGAACUCAUCCAUGAGGAAUCAGAUGCCCCAUUGCUACCCCCCAGGGUGUACUCUGCCGAGAACCACCAGCCUCACCAUUACAGCAGGAGACGGAUCCCGCAAGACAACAGUGAAAGUUUUUUCCCCUUGCUGACCAAUGAGCACACAGAAGAUCUCCAGUCACCCAACAGAGAUUCUCUUUAUACGAGUAUGCCUACUCUGGCCAGCAUGCCAACCACAGAAGGUGUCACCACCAGCACUCAGACCGAAACCCCACCAGCUAAAAGUGGUGACGCUGAUGACGUGUACUACAAGAGUAUGCCAAACCUGGGCUCCAGGAACCACGUCCAGCAGCUACACACUUAUUACCAGUUGGGGCGUGGCAGCAGCGAUGGGUUUAUAGUCCCACCAAACAAGGACGGGACCCCAGCAGAAGGAACUUUGAAAGGACCAGCUCACUUGGUCACUAGUCUAUAGAACACUACGGAAACAUUUUAACAAAGCAAAUGCCCCUUGUCCAACACUUGGAUGACUGUUUGGAGUUCAAAUGGUGAUAAUAUUGUGUGUUCCCCUACUUCAUGCUGAUCUAAACAACAAACACUUCUCAUAUCUUUUUAAUGGAAUUUGUAGGCCCACCCAGAAAGAAUGCUAACUGCUGUGAUCCCCCCGUCCUGUCCCCAGCCCUGCCCCACACCAGAGAGACUUCCAUGUGCUAGAUCAAGGGAGGUGGCAGCAAGUGGUCCACUCCUGGAUCUCCUCAAAUUAUACUGUCUGUAAACAUUUUCAGAUGUGCUCUUCCUCUUAUUGCCAAGGACCUGGUUUACAAAAGGCCAAACAUGCAUUCAAAACGACUAGCGGUGAUGCAUCUAGACUGGAGUGCUGCACAAAACAGAAGCAAAAAUAGUCAAACUGUUUAAUCUGAAUCUGUAUCACAUAAUAAUAAUAGUUUUUGGUCUCUUACCACUUGAUAUAACCACAGCUCCUUCCGCUGUGGAGCAAACAAUACCUAAGGAAAUAGAAAGGAAGUCUGUAAUUGUAUGCUGCACAGCAUAUUUUUAUGUUUUUCUGUAUUAACUGAUGAUAAUUCUAAUGGCAGAAAAAAAAUGGAACAACUCCUAUGUAAUGUACAGAUACUAGCAUUGCACAUAUAGUCUGCUUUUUGUUCCGCCAGAACUUGCGUCCCUGUUAAUGUAGUGGAAAAAACAAACAAUUUUUUCUGUUGUGCUGGUCUUGCAAGUUUGUCUACCAGUAGAAGCAAGAAUUUUUCAUACAUCCUGUUUUGGCCAUUUUUCCAUUAAAAAAUCCACUGGAUAAAACAAAGUAAUUUACUUUAUAAAGACCUUUCUUUUCAAUAAUAUACACCACAUUUCUGCCGUAUAAUAUAUCUUUCCUCCACACCUUAUUCCUUUCCUCUGCUGAUAAGUUUGCCAAUAUACACUUCAACCAGGUCAAAUCUUGGUGUUUUUAGGCACAACCGAUGAGAUGUGGCAGCAUUUGUGGCAACCAGCCUUUCACGAAAGUGUUAGGUACCUUUCCAGGAGCCUGGAUGAUAAUAAAAAGAGGAUUUCUGCAUGUGAACUCAGGACCUCUGCAGAAGACAAAGUCUAAUGCUUAGGUGAGGAAAUUUUAUUGAAAACUGACUCAUAGAAAUGAAUUUUUAAAUUGUUUUGAAGCGGGGAAAAUCUUUCCAUUAUUUUUUCCUGCUAGGAAAUCUAUUUAUUUGACAAGAUUUAAAGUAAUGUGGGCCCUGGUGGCGCAGUGGGUUAAAGCGCUGAGCUGCUGAGCUUGUUGACCGAAAGGUCGCAGGUUCGAUUCCGGAGAGCGGCUGUCAGCCCUAGCUUCUGCCAACCUAGCAGUUCGAAAACAUGCAAAUGUGAGUAGAUCAAUAGGUACCGCUCCGGCGGGAAGGUAACGGCGCUCCAUGCAGUCAUGCCGGCCACAUGACCUUGGAGGUGUCUAUGGACAACGCCGGCUCUUCGGCUUAGAAAUGGAGAUGAGCACCAACCCCCAGAGUCAGACAUGACUGGACUUAAUGUCAGGGGACAACCUUGACCUAAAGUAUUUAUUUGACAAGAUUUAAAGUAAUGUGGGUCCCGGUGGCGCAGUGGGUUAAAGCACUGAGCUGCUGAGCUUGUUGACCGAAAGGUUGCAGGUUCGAUUCUGGGGAGCAGUGUGAGCUUCCGCUGUCAGCCCUAGCUUCUGCCAACCUAGCAGUUCGAAAACAUGCAAAUGUGAGUAGAUCCACGGGAAGGUAACGGCGCUCCAUGCAGUCAUGCCGGCCACAUGACCUUGGAGGUGUCUACGGCAACGCUGGCUCUUCGGCUUAGAAAUGGAGAUGAGCACCACACCCCAGAGUCAGACAUGACUGGACUUAAUGUCAGGGGACAACCUUUACCUAAAGUAAUGUAUUCCUUCCCAAUAGGUCAAUUCGCAGCACAGGUUCUACCUUUUAAAAUUGACAAUACGUUUUGUACGGUCACGGAAUUGAAAUGACCUCAUUACUAAUAUUUGUUGUAACAGUGAGAUUUGUUUGCUAACCAAUAAACAUCUGAUGAUGAUUUAGAAGGCACUGUAUGUAUGUCCUGUACAGUCUCUCCUAACUUUUUCCAUCUAGAGCAAAAGAUUUUAGUUCUUUUAGAAUGAAGAUAGCUAUGCAAAUAAAAAGAUUAUUCAGCACAAAAUUAUGCAGAGAGGGUCUGGAUUAAAGUAGUUGCAUUAAUGCACUUAAUUUGCACCUUGUUGAUGCUAUAUAUAGAGCAGUCAUGGGGAAGUCAGAGUAGAUUUGGGAUUGUGUGGCAUGAAAAAGGAAGAGGAGGAGUUUAGGUUUUUUCCCCCUCUCUAUGACAAUCCAAACAAAGUAUCUGCCUAUCAAGGAAAGCUGCUCACACCAUAGACCAGGGGUCCUCAAACUUUUUAAACAGAGGGCCAGGUUACAGUCCCUCAAACUGUUGGAGGGCCGGAUUAUAAUUUGAAAAAAAAAAUGAACGAAUUCCUAUGCACACUGCACAUAUCUUAUUUGUAGUGCAAAAAACACUUAAAAACAAUACAAUAACACUGUUCUACAAAUUUUCAGUUUUUCUCAGUUGCGGAAAUGAAAUGUGCCGUUUCUUAAUAAAUUUAACAUGCUGAAUUCAAAUAUAAUAAUUAAAUGUGUUAAUUGGCUCUGGUUUUUAUGCAACAGCUAUUUCAAUUUUCUCCACAAUAGGUAAUUCGUUAAUAUUAUGAUAAUGCGCCUAACCUUACUGCAUGUAUAUAAACCGUGAAUAUUUACUAAAUUUUAGUCAAAUUAUAUUGCCAAUAGUUUAUACAUGAGAAAUAUUUAAUUAGUCUAUUGUUUAUGUUUGUGCAGCAAGAAACUAUAUUAGUAGGCCUAAUGCAGUUGAAAAGUCUGAAAGUUUAAAUGUCGCUUUAAUCGUGACUUUAGUUUAUAUCCUGUUUGCUUCUCUUGACUUUUCUUUUGUAUUCAAGGAAAGGAUUGUCUCUUACAAUGCUCCAGCAGUAGUCUGACAGCAUUGACGGAGUCCAUUUGCCUUGAUAUCUUUUUUCCAUAGUGCUUUAUUUACACACGUGCGAGGCAUAACUACAGUAAAAAGAACAAUGUAAAACGAUGUUUAACGAUACUGUCUCAGUCUUCAACUGACUGACCCUCACCGUUCAAAAGUCUGGCCUUAUAUAGGGCUUUCUGGCUUUUGCACACGGCACUAAUACUACGUCAUCAAACUUUCUAGAAUAUUCUAGAAUCUUCCAUAGUGUAAGUCGCAACAUGCAUUUUUUCAACCAUACAUGAUCACGUGAUUGCUUAUAUCAUAAAAACUAGAGCCAAUAUACAUUUUUAAAUGUCAUUUUUGUUUUCAGCACCCCAAAAUCAUAAAAGAACAACUAUUUUCAGGCCCGCAACUUUUUCUCCGUUGAACAGUAUAAUUAAAAUGAAGAACAAUUUUAACAAAUAUCUUAUUAGUAUUUCAAUGGGAAGUGUGGGCCUUUUGGCUGAUGAGACAGGAUUGUUGUUGUUGUGUGCUUUCAAGUUGUUUCAGACUUAGGUUGACCCUGAACGAGGGCCGGGCAAAUGACCUUGUAGGGCCGUAUUCGGCCCCCGGGCCGUAGUUUGAGGAACCCUGCCAUAGAGCUUUCCAUUAAAUUCAAAUACCAUCAUCAGAGAAUAGGUUUUGUCUGGUAGAAAAAAAUGUUCACUCUCACAAAUGUGCAAGCCACAAACAUGCAUGAAUGAAUAUCUGCACACACACAAACAUAUACACCUCCUAAACUGCUAAGGUUUCCCUUAGUGGCCUCCCUGUUUAUGAGGAGCACAUUAAUUGCCUUCAGGUAAUUAACAUCACAUCGAGUUUGGUCUUGCAUUUUGUCAGCUCAUGUGAUGCCUCUCCAGGAAUGUUUCUCCUUUGUUUUCCUGCUUGCCAUUGUUAAUUUCAUCUUCAAGAAAGAAGCCAUCGCUCUCAGUCAGAUUAGCAUGCUUAAAAACUGGGAAACAAUUAGUUGAGAAGAGCCCACUAAAUUCACGAGAAAAUGAAAUAGCCGUGCUGAACUGUAUCUCCUAGGGAGUUGUUGAGAGAUCUUUUUUGGCAUUCCACACCCUGACCUAAGUGCUCUUUUGUCAAUACUUGCUUGCAGGAUUUUGCAAAAUAAAUUAAAAUAAAUUCA
Molecule: messenger RNA, 9364 nt
Organism: Anolis sagrei ordinatus
Lineage: Eukaryota; Metazoa; Chordata; Lepidosauria; Squamata; Anolidae
Source: RefSeq, a predicted model, not a curated record